UUAAAUAUCUAAUCAAAUCUCAUAUUUUAAUUUGCAAAAAAAAAAACAAAAAAAAAAACAACAAAUUCGUUAAUAUCCCCUCCAUAAAUAACUAAGCGCCAGCUUCAACCCUUCCGUUUCGAGAGAAUUCCAUUCGACAAUGGAAUCAAGUUUCAUAAUUCCAUGUCUUCUUCUACUUCUCUUGCAGUUUCUUUGUCUCGCCGCCGGCCAAGUAAACUAUUUCCCCAUUUUCCGAUGCAGAGACGACGGCAAUUUCACGAGAAACUCCACAUACGAAACAAAUCUCAAAACCGCCUUCGCUUCCCUCUCCGCCACCGCAGCAACAGGCUACGGCUUCUACAAUACCUCCGCCGGCGUAAGUCCAAACGCAGUCACCGCCAUCGCUCUCUGCCGCGGCGACGUUGGAUCGGAAACCUGUAGGGAUUGUAUCAGAAACUCGAUCGUCCUGCUAAGACAGAACUGUGCUAACCAGUUAGAAGCCUUAAUUUGGAGCUCGAAUUGUUCAGUACGCUAUUCAAAUCGUACUUAUACUUCAGUUGUCGAUGUUCGACCUAACGCCAGAGUGUCGAGCUCUAUUAAUGCAUCCGACAUCGACGUUUUCGAUAAGGCGUUGAGAAAUUUAGAAGGAAGAUUACGGGUGGAAGCUGCCGGAGGAAAUUCCCUUCGGAAGUUUGCAACCGGAGAUGUUGGUUUCGGGCCAGAUUCGUCGAAGAUUUAUGCUCUGAUGCAAUGUUCUCCGGAUUUAUCUUCUUUUGACUGCAAUUCGUGCUUGUCGGUUGUAUAUAGGGAAUCUCAAGGCUGCUGCGAUGGCGAAAUUGAUGUCGGCGUUUUUUAUCCGAGUUGUUCAGUUAGGUAUUCGAAUGCGUCGUUUUAUAAUGAUCCUCCGGCAAUCAAGCUGCCGUCUCCGCCUCCGUCUUCACCAGAAUCGCCGGCAAUUCCGGGAGGAACAGGAAAUUCACGAAAGAGUAUUUACGUCAUCGUUCCUGUUGCAUGUGUUUUGGGUGGGAUACUCGUAAUUAUCGGGUUAUGUUUAUUUAUAAAAAGAAGGCGAAAGAAUAAUAUUAAAGAUGCUGCCAAAAAAGAAAGUGGGACUGCGUUUUCGUCUCUAGUUAUGAACGAAAACCAAAACAACAGCGCUAAUUUAGCACAAGCUGGGUCAGCUGAAAUGGAAAUGGGUGCAGUAGGAUCUUUACAAUUCGAUUUGUUCACCAUUGAAGCAGCCACCAAUAGUUUCUUUGAUGGAAACAAAAUUGGUCAAGGCGGGUUUGGUCCAGUUUAUAAGGGUGUUCUAGCCAAUGGGAUGGAGGUGGCAGUAAAGAGACUAUCAAAAUCAUCUGGACAAGGUUCACAAGAGUUUAUAAAUGAAGUCAUUUUAAUGGCAAAGCUUCAACAUCGAAAUCUCGUGAGGCUUUUAGGGUUUUGCCUUGAUGCUGAUGAAAAAUUACUCAUCUAUGAAUACGUAUCCAAUAAAAGCCUCGACUACUUUCUCUUUAGUAAGCCAAAACACCAGAUCCGAUUUAUUUUUUACAAACUUUUUUGUACGAAUUUGUUUGUGUCUAAUGUAUAUUUUUUUAAUACAGAUCCAAAUAGACAUGGGCAGUUAGAUUGGCCGAAACGAUAUAAAAUCAUAGGAGGGAUCACUAGAGGAAUGCUUUAUUUACAUGAAGAUUCAAGAUUAAGAAUCAUUCAUCGUGAUUUGAAGGUUAGCAAUAUUUUGCUAGAUUUUGAUAUGAACCCUAAGAUUUCUGAUUUUGGUCUAGCGAGGAUUGUUGGAGUGGAUCAAAUUGAAGUAAACACCAAUCGAAUUGUUGGAACAUAUGGUUACAUGUCCCCUGAGUAUGCGAUGCAUGGACAUUUCUCUGUGAAGUCGGAUGUAUUUGCUUUUGGCAUUGUGGUCCUUGAGAUCAUCACUGGGAAGAAAUGUUCACGCUUUUAUAAUGAAGAUGAUCACCAAGAUCUUUCACAUUUUGCUUGGAAAAGCUGGAUUGAAGGAAGAGCAAUGGAGCUUGUGGAUCCAACAAUUGUCGAAACUUGCUCUGAAGAUGAAGUUAUGCGAUGCAUCAACAUUGCAUUGCUAUGUGUGCAAGAAGAUGUGGAUGCAAGGCCUUCAAUGGCUUAUGUUUUAAACAUUCUCAACAAUUACUCCAUCGAUCUUCCAACUCCCACAAGAACUCCACAUUAUCUUCCUAAAAGACAUGACUCAUAUUCUUCAAAUAGUAAGUCUGUUUCUAAGUCAACGGAUGAAUCACUGAUCACUAAUGUAUAUGCACGGUAACAAUUACUUGCAAGUUUUUUACUAUCAAUUCAUGCCAUUCUUUAUACUUUCA
Lactuca sativa (garden lettuce) is the source of this 2327-nucleotide messenger RNA. RefSeq names its product cysteine-rich receptor-like protein kinase 25. The record is from RefSeq and is a predicted model, not a curated record. Gene Ontology annotation, biological process: protein phosphorylation. Gene Ontology annotation, cellular component: plasma membrane. NCBI's taxonomy places the organism in Eukaryota, Viridiplantae, Streptophyta, Magnoliopsida, Asterales, Asteraceae. Gene Ontology annotation, molecular function: protein serine/threonine kinase activity; ATP binding.